AUGAAUCUUGAGCAGUUGGCUUUAUGUGCCAAAAAAGGCAAUAGUUAUUAUAAAGUAAGUUCGACUAAACUGAAGAUGUUUUGUAACUAUCCAUAUUUGCAGCUCAAAUUGCUCAUCGAAAUCGAAAAACAACCCCAAUUCCAAAUGGAGGAAAUCAGCAGACAGAAAUUUAAAAACACAUUCGGAAAUUAUUAUGCAAAAGUGAGUAGAAAAAGAUCAGUAAGUUCAACUAAAAUAUUUGAAACGUAUUUUUUCCAUAAAUUUUUUUUGUGAAACAUCGCCCAUGUUAGUACUCAAAAUACUCCAAAUUUCAAGGAGAAUCUGAAAAUUUCAGAAAAUUCAUCUGAAAAUUUGAAUUCAGGCUGAAAUUGGGGUUCUUAUUUGUCGCUUACCAACUCAUUAGCUUCUUUUUUUGCUCCAAUUUCGACCAAUUUCCUAUUUUUUUGAAAGAAAUCUAACAGAAAUUGUGUCAUAAUUCUGUUCAAUUGUGAAAUAUUUUUAAUCAGAGGAAAAGGCCAAAAGCUUUUCAAAAAUUCUCUAAAUCUUUCACAUUUUUGAUGUUUUAGUGUUACAAUUCAAUUUUCAGAUAAUUGGAUAUGAAUUGUAUGCAAUUUACCAUAAUGAUCAAUUGCAUAAUCCACUUUUGAUUAUCGCUCUGACUCGACGCAGGAAUAUUCCGUUUGACAUCCUGGAACAAUCAAGAAUUAAUUAUUAUUUGAAAAAUCCAGUAAAAGUUUGUGUUAUUUGGAAUACCAUGAGUCGCGAUAUUCCCACUUUCACAGAUCAAGACGAUGAUGACUACACAGAUUUCCAAGAAUAUCGUGAUGUAAGUGAAAACAAAAUCAAACACAACAGCAACUGUAUUUUUUCAGCAAUUGAAUACAAUGGAAAUCAGUCCAAUAUUCAAAGCGCUUAUAGAUGGGAAAGUUGUGAGAAAAGAAUGUUAUGAGUUCAUAUUUUCAUCCGGUAUUGAAAGUUAUAGGUACCGUAACAAAUUCAUGAAAUCGAUUGAAACUAAAUUAUCAUCGAAAACGACGGCGAAUCAACUCAAAUCGCUUUUCAGCGACUUCAAGAAGUCACAAAAAUGA
Molecule: messenger RNA, 1088 nt
Organism: Caenorhabditis angaria
Lineage: Eukaryota; Metazoa; Nematoda; Chromadorea; Rhabditida; Rhabditidae
Source: the annotation of a GenBank genome assembly